AAACUUGACUGAAGAGACACAGAUGCUCAAAAAGAAAAAUGAGGAGCUGGAGAACCUGACACGAGACUCUACUCUCUUCAAAAAACAACUGGCAGAAAACCAGGAGCUCAAAAAGAAAAAUGAGGAGCUGGAGACAGAAAAGAAAAACCUAACAGAAAUAAUACAACAGAUGACGACACAAUGGAAUGAGCUCAAUGUUAGUCGAGCUCAGUGGAGCAUUGAUGCCUACUGUCCCAAGAGCAAUAACAACCGAGAGUGUAAAAUUUGUCAGGCUGGCUUGCUUUCCUUCCAGUCAGGCUGCUAUGCAAUUAAUAAUCCUGAAGCUCCUAAGCAGAAAACCUGGAAAGGUGCUCGAGAUGACUGUAUAGGAAAGAUUUCAGAUUUGGCUGUUUUGAAUAAUGAAACAGAAAAGGGUUAUAUCAGUGGCGACACCUGGUGGAAUUCAGGAAACAGUGCAUACUGGAUUGGUCUGAGAGUUGAAGAUGGGAACUGGAAGUGGGUGGAUGGAAGUAAUCUGACUAACAGUACCUGGAUCUCAGGGUCUCCUACUGAUGGUCAGUGUGCAAUCUCUGUAUUUAAAGGAUUUAAAUCAGUGAGCUGUACUGAGAAGAACCGAUGGAUCUGCAAGAAAAAAGCCUUAACUCUUUGAAUACUGCAGUAAAAUGUCACAUGACUCCUGGAUGUUCUGAAAAUAUAAUAUUAAUAAUGAUGUUCAUAUCAGUAAAAAUAUAAGUAAAUAUAUAAAUAUAUUGAAAUAUGAAGACUGCUUUAUGAUUUUUGUA
Molecule: messenger RNA, 782 nt
Organism: Haplochromis burtoni (Burton's mouthbrooder)
Lineage: Eukaryota; Metazoa; Chordata; Actinopteri; Cichliformes; Cichlidae
Product: C-type lectin domain family 4 member G-like
Exons: 4
Coding region: 23-649 (208 amino acids)
Source: RefSeq, a predicted model, not a curated record